ACGUCAUCGAGCACGUGAUCAUUAAGCGGAGCCGACCAAAAUCCCAAACAAGGAAAUGGUGGGGUAAUAAAACGAUCGGAUCAUUUAAUUAAUGCAUGUUAUAAUUUAUAUUUUAUUUUAUUGUAAAUUAAGAAUUAUUUAUGGGUUAAAAUGGACCACGACUUCAAAACGAAGCUCGCCGCCGAGAGGGAGAGAGUGGAAGAUCUGUUUGAAUUUGAAGGUUGUAAAGUGGGUCGCGGCACAUACGGGCAUGUUUAUAAAGCGAAGCGAAAAGACGGGAAGGAUGAGAAGGAGUAUGCUCUCAAACAGAUCGAAGGCACUGGUAUUUCCAUGUCUGCCUGCAGGGAAAUUGCUUUGCUGAGAGAGUUAAAGCAUCCUAAUGUCAUCGCCCUGCAGAAAGUAUUUCUCUCUCACAGUGACCGCAAAGUCUGGCUCCUGUUUGACUAUGCUGAGCAUGACCUGUGGCACAUCAUAAAAUUUCAUCGAGCAUCAAAGGCCAACAAGAAACCCAUGCAGCUACCGAGGGGGAUGGUGAAGUCUCUUCUUUACCAAAUCUUAGACGGCAUCCAUUACCUUCAUGCCAACUGGGUCCUGCACAGAGAUCUGAAACCUGCCAAUAUCCUGGUCAUGGGGGAAGGCCCAGAGCGAGGAAGAGUCAAAAUUGCUGAUAUGGGUUUUGCCCGACUCUUUAACUCUCCACUGAAGCCGUUGGCCGAUCUGGACCCAGUGGUCGUCACAUUCUGGUACCGAGCCCCAGAACUACUGCUCGGGGCGAGACACUACACCAAAGCAAUCGAUAUUUGGGCAAUAGGCUGUAUCUUUGCGGAGCUGUUGACGUCAGAACCAAUCUUUCAUUGCCGACAAGAAGACAUAAAGACCAGCAAUCCUUUCCAUCACGACCAGUUGGAUCGCAUAUUUAGCGUCAUGGGCUUCCCAGCAGAUAAAGACUGGGAAGAUAUCCGGAAAAUGCCAGAAUAUCCAACUCUACAGAAAGAUUUCAGAAGAACCACAUAUGCCAACAGCAGUCUUAUCAAAUACAUGGAGAAACAUAAAGUCAAAUCAGACAGCAAAGUGUUUCUACUGCUCCAGAAGUUGCUGACUAUGGAUCCCACCAAAAGAAUCACUUCUGAGCAGUCACUGCAGGACCCAUAUUUCCUGGAGGAUCCCUUACCUACGUCUGAUGUAUUUGCUGGAUGUCAGAUUCCCUACCCCAAACGAGAGUUUCUAUCUGAGGAUGAACCAGAGGAGAAAACAGAGAAGAACCAGACACAGCAGCACCAGCAGAUGGCUGCGCAGACGCAGACACAAACGCAGACACAGCAGGCUCCAACCCAACAGAGCUCAGCGCAGACAAACGGCACAUCAGGCACUGCAGGGGCCAACACGGGCCCCUCCAUACAGCAUGGACAGGAACAGGGGCCACCAAACAAAAAACCUCGCACCUCAGGAACCAGUGUUCUUCAAACAGACUACCAGCACUCCAGCUCGCGGCUCGGCUACCAGAGCAAUGUCCAAGGCUCUACCCAGUCGCAAAGCACUUUGGGAUACUCAUCCUCAUCUCAGCACUCUCAUCAGUCACAUCGAUACUGAGACUCAAAAUCCUACUUAAGCACUUAAAAGAAAUAUUAACCACGAGCAUUAAGCCAGGCACGUCAGAGUUGUGAUUCAAAUGAAUUGCUGGCCCUUGUCCCAUAAUAUGGCCCCAACAUAAACACAAAAAACCCAAGUUUAUUCUCUCACAGCUAUCUGUCAUCCCACAACUCUCAGCAAAUGCUACUCCAACCAAAGCACAACUUUACAAUCCCUUUAUUUCGCUCCUCAAGAGAACCAGAGCCAUAAUUGGGCAUUUUCCUCAAUAUCUCAACAGUUUUUCAAUUUAUUGUAUUAAAACUUCCACCAGCUCCAGCUCCAACACCAACCAAACCUAAUAGUCUGCUGACUGUUUAGCAUCUUUAUGCAUUCUCAAUUCAUUUUACCAUGGUUAGACCAAAACAGUCUCAAAAUGAUCAGGCAAAUGCUAUUGGGGUCAUAGCUACCUUGUUACAAUGGGGUCAUUAAGCUGGCGUCCCACUGGCCGACUCCAAAAAACUAGCAUUUCAUCAGAGCAAUCAUAGCUACCAAAUCUGACCAUUUACAGUGUUCCAGUGACAAGUCAUUUUCUCUAUCAUCACUGCUUCAAGAUGUGUCCCAGAUAUUUGAGUCAUGAGGAAACGGGACUGUCCUGGCUGAGAAUGGUUAGAAAACAGAUUAACUUGAAAGAGAAGUCACACAAAUUAGAUCAAAACAAUGAAAGAAAUUAAUUUCCAUUGUUAUGACAUUGUGUUAGGAUGCAGUUUAUGGAAUAAUUUGACCCUAUGAAUGCGUGAGAUGGUGUAUCUGUUCAUUUGGGUCUGAUAUGUUCAUACAACUGAAAAUUGACUAGUGGGACACCAGUCUAAUAUAUAGUCAGUUACACAAUCUAAGCUUUGCAGCUAUUGCUUUUAUUUAUUUAUUUAUUUUUGACUUUACCACCCAUUAUUAUCGUGGGUUUAUCAUCUCGAGGCUUUCUGAGAUUCCUCCAUUUGACAACCCCGAGACAAAUCAAAUAGAGACAUCUGCGGUAUAUAAGCAAUUGUACAUAGGAAGCAAAAUCCCCUUUUAUCUCUCUCCCAGUGAAGGGAGCAGCCUGCAUGUACAGACUGGAUUUGUGUAAUGUGUGCAUAUUUUAAAGACUGAACAAAGAGCAUCUCUCAUAGCUAUCAUGCACCACUGCAUUAUUACACAUAUCUUAUUUUGUUGUGUAAGAGAUUGUUUGAUUUUUUUUGUAAAAUAUACACUAAUAUACUUUUCAUCCCUUUUUUGCAUUAGUUACAACAGGAACAACCAAUAAAAGUAACAUCAGCUAUAAAAGUACAUGGACAUGGUUUACUGUUUCUCUUUGUUGUAUUUUUUUUUUUUUUUAUUAUUAUUAUUUUUUUUUGCAGAAGAACAUGUUUUAGGAUUUUGGUCUGGACUAAAAUUUCUAAAUCUGUGUGAAUGUGUGUGUGUGUGCCGCAUUUGUGUGUGGAUAUACUUGCAUGUGUAUGAUUAUCCGGGGCAGCUAGCAUUUGAAAUGCUUCUGUGACUGUUAUUUCUUGUCUCCUCUUUGUGUUUUAUAUGCUUUAUAAUCUGUUUUUUUUUGGGGGGGUAUUGUUUCAAAAUGCAGUUAUUUCUUUGUGUUAUUUGAGCUCAGUUUGUGGACUGGAAGUGAGAGGUUUUUUUUUUUAGCGCUGAAUUAAACAAGGGGCAACUGAUUCGCUCCUCUGACAAACAAUUGGAUAUCUCAUCAAGCAAAGCUGGGGACAGCUCUGUGUAUUACAAGUCCGUCCAAGCCAUGUUUGAAACACUCAAUAACUUGAUGAAAUAUAUGAGCUCAAACAGGAUUCAACAGAAAUCUUCAAACAGAGUUUUUUAACAUCUCUUGUUUUAAGCUUUAAGGAGGAGAGUCAGUUUGAAAGACCCUAAAGGAUAAUGUUACAUGUGAGCGGAUUUCAGUCACCCAGCGUGAACUGAGACUGACAGAUUUCAGCCAAAAUGUUUGCAGAGCAAGUGUAGUGCCAUCAUUCUUCUUGGGUUUCUCUUCUGUCACAUCUUAAGAUUGCUUGUUUUUCUGUAAUGUGCUGUGUAUUUCUGGUAAAAGCAGUUAUUAUUGUGUUAUUUCACCAUUUUUUCACCCUUGUGAGUUUUACAAUUUGGUCAAAAUGUUUUUAACUAUAUAAACAAAGAUUUAUGAUUAAACAAAUGAGGUUAUGACAUAUGUACCUCAGGAUUCUUCAGUCGCUGGGGUAUAUUUGUAGCAAAAGCCAAACAUUUUUUAUUUCUAUUUUAUGCAAAAAAUCAUUAGGAUAUUAGUAAAGAUCAUGUUCCAUGAAGAUAUUUUGUACAUUUCGUAAAUAUAUAUAAAAAAAUUAGUAUUAUUAGUAAUAUGCAUUGCUAAGAACUUAAUUUGGACAACUUUAAAGACUAUUUUCUCAAUAUAUAGAUUUUUUUUUUUUUUUUGCACCUGCAGAUUCCAGAUUUUCAAAUAGUUGUAUAUCUCCCAAAUAAAGCUUAUUUAUUCAGAUGAUGUAUAAAUCUCAUUUUUGAAAAAUUUACCUUUAAAAAUUAACUCUUUUUGUUGCCCAGGGUCACAUAUAAAGUAUAAAUAUUUCAGAUUCGCUUAAUGAAAUUUAACCAGAUUUGUCAUUUUACCAAUGUUAAUUACAUUCUACAAAAAUCUUGCUUGCUUGCUUUCCUUCGAGAUGUAUUUUCUAUAUCAAGAUGACAUGACAAGGGCAGUGUGUGUGCUGCAUAUCAGAAGAAAUGUGUGUACUUUGUUUUUCUAUUGUACUUUUUAAUGUAAAUUGUUAUGCUAAUUAUAUAAUAUAUGAAAACAACUUUUUUAUUUUUAUUAGAAUAGAUUUUAAAAGAAGAAAAAAAUGUCAUUGUCAGUAGGGUUCUCAGACUUUUGGACACUGCUGUACAGGUUUAUAGAAUGUUCUGAUAUUUAUAAGUCUAUGAUACACAUGGGGUGGAUUUCUGUGGAGCAUUACCUGCCACCAUUGACUGAAAUGACGGAAUAACAUUAGCUCCAUAUUAUGUUUAUUAUUUUAGCAAAAGAAGAGGAACUGUUGUAAAACUUAGUUGGUACAUAUCAUAUUUGUUUCUUUAGUUUCACAAUGUUUCAACCUCUCUCCUGUUUUAUUCAUUUUCUCACAAAUUUGAAUGCAAAUAACAAAAUAAAUAGUGACAAACAUCUUAUGUAGAUUGUGACAUUUACAUGUGUAUUUACAGUGGUGAUAAAUUUACUGAUUACAA
Messenger RNA from Carassius gibelio (silver crucian carp), 4815 nucleotides. Its product is annotated as cyclin-dependent kinase 19-like. Gene Ontology annotation, molecular function: ATP binding; cyclin-dependent protein serine/threonine kinase activity; RNA polymerase II CTD heptapeptide repeat kinase activity. Gene Ontology annotation, biological process: protein phosphorylation. NCBI's taxonomy places the organism in Eukaryota, Metazoa, Chordata, Actinopteri, Cypriniformes, Cyprinidae. Bases 151 to 1590 code for a protein of 479 amino acids. The record is from RefSeq and is a predicted model, not a curated record. Gene Ontology annotation, cellular component: mediator complex; cytosol; nucleus. The transcript is spliced from 13 exons.